GUUCUGGAGCUGGUCUCCAUCGCAGACUGGGAUUUGCUUUUGGACCUGAAAGACCCUGCAGGCCGGGGGUGCAGUGGCCUUCUUGUGGGAUUCUACCUGCUGAGCUUUUAUUUUUUGAUAACACUAUAUCCUGCUGCUGGCAGCGCAGGUUUAACCAGGGCGGGACCUCCUGUAAGCUUUUCAACCAGAGGAACCGGAUUCACUCUGUGGACUCAGAGGUCAUCCCACUGACCAACUGUGAGCGAGGCCAUGUAUCAGGCAGCUGUGUCCAAGCGAGCCGACAACACCAUCCACAGCGGGGUCAUGGAGGAGUCAGAGGUCUGUUCCCUGCCUGUGGGAAUUGUGAGGAAACAAUUUGAGACCCAGGAAAGAACAACAUCACAAAAUGUAACCCAGUUCCAUUUCCAUCACAGAACUGUGCAGGAAACAUCAAACUCGGAGGUGACAGUGUCGAGCAGCAGCAGUCACGUUGUCCCAGGCAGUCAGCAUCUAGACUUCAACCAGGAAACCAUGGUAUCAUACAGCAACAGUAACCUAGCAUCUGGUUAUGAAAACCAUCAACAUGAAACAGAAGAGGAUGAGUUUCCCAGGUACACUACAAAAGAACUGAGGGAUCGCUUUGAAAGAACAAUAGAAGAGGCUGCCCCACAAAAAACAGUUAAGAUCGGACGUGACAUCAAUCGAAGUAAGUGGUCCUCAAAUGUGACCCAAAACAAUGUUGUCACUUGUGAGGUCUAUGAAGCAUCUGGUACUGAAUCAAAAGACACAACAGCUACAGUGAUGGAUUAUGCGGACUUCCCACCCCCACCUGCCGAGGAUUCUGACUAUCUUCCACCCCCGCCCCCCGAUUUACUACAGAUGCCAUUAGAAGAUCACAAUAUUCCAGACAGCCGUUACUCACCUGAGCCUCCAGAGAUGCCAAAUCCCAUAUACCCCGUCAACAGAGAUGCUCACUUCAAGCAGAGGAGUAUGAAUGAGCUAAAACGUCUUUACAAACACAUUCAUCCUGAGGUUCGUAAGAAUAUUGAGAAAGAUUACAGCAAUGAAACUGAGAGCAACCAGUUUGAGAGCAAGGAGUACGUGUAUGAGGAUGACGGUGGAAGUCCUGAUGAGAUGAAUGAUGACGAAUAUGGGGAAUGGGAAGACGUUCUUCCUGGUGAGGUGCAGGCAUUGCGUUGGAGGUUUGAGAAUAAGGCGCUGGACACGAUCAGAAAUGAAACACCCGAUGAGGAUGAUGAUGUCAAGAAAAUUCAACAGGAAAUAAUUCUUGGCAAAGAUGUGAGACACACAGCUUGGAUGUUUGAGACAAAGCCAAUUGAGGAGCUGGGCUCACAAAACCCCAACUCAACAGAAUAUAAAAAUAAAUCUAACAAAUUAGACAAAGGAGAUGUCCGUGCUGCAGCAUGGUUGUUUGAAACCCAAACUAUGGACACUCUCAACAAAAUGCACAAGGAGGAGGAUUUAACAAAAGAGAUUGUGUUCACAGAAGAGGAUGAAAAUGCCACCAUUUACAUGAUUGACAACAAAUACAUGGAAAGCCUUGGGCACACUGAGACCAUUGAUGAGAGCCACCUGCUGAGUCUACGGGCUGUGUUGGAGGAAAUUAAUGAAGAUGUGAAAACUGUGACAAGUACUUUUGACACUCAGUUUAAAUGCAUCCUUAUGGGUCAAUCAAGCCAGAUGUUAGAGAUAAAGUCUGUGCGCAAAAUUGAAACUGAAUUGGAAAACUCUAUUGGCUCACGUUGGCUUUUCGAUACUCAACCCCUGGAUAUGGCAAACAUAGAACCUACACCUCUAAAACUUGUAUGUAGUCUUUCCAUGGAGGACAGCAACAAGGGAGACUGGGGCAGGUGGCUGUUUGAGAUAAAGACAUUAAAUUCUCUCAGUGAAUGGGAAUGCUCAGAAAUGGAGAAAAAGGAGAUAACUGGAGCUGAUGUGCGCAAACAUUGCCUUGUGUUUGAAACUCAAACAAUAGAUUCUCUGAAGGAUGAGUCCAACACCAGAUCUCAGUGUCUUGAAGAAAUUAUUGGAGGCAAUGUUAGAUCUGCACGGAAUUUUUUUGAAAGCAGCCCUCAAGUAGCCAGAAAGAACUGUCCUGAGGUUGGAAAACUUAAAAAGGCAACAGUAAAUGAAGAAGUAAAAGGGGAUGUGCGUCACCAAAAGUGGCGCUUUGAGAGUCAACCUCUAGAGUACAUAAGAGAUGAGAAGAAAGAGUUUACACGAACUGUGAAUAUUGAGGAAGACCUCACACAGGAGGAUGGCACAAGCUGCAGGGCAGAUGUCCGUAAGAAUUGCUGGGUAUUUGAGACACAACCAAUGGAUACCUUAAAAGAUGAUUCAAAUACACGGACUUCGACGAAAGAGGAAAUCAUUGCAGGUAAUGUGAGAUCAGCCAGAAAUUAUUUUGAAACGAUUCCAACUGAUGAGCUGAAAGAACUUGCAGAGGUGGGCAAACUUCAAAAAUCAGUAGCACUAGAUGAGGAAAAAGGUGAUGUCAGACAUCAGAAAUGGCGAUUUGAAUGCCAACCCCUGGAACAGAUUAGGGAGGAAAAGAAAGAAGUCAUUCGAACAAUCGACUUGGAAGAAAUUGAUAAAGUGGACGUCUCAAACUACAAGCAAAUCUUUGAGAGCACAGAUUUAACCAUGAGAGAUGAAUCUCAAAAGAUUCUCAUAGAGGGUGUAAAAUCUGGCUCUGUGAAAUCAAAUAAAAACCUAUUUGAGUCUACUCAACUUUAUGCUAUGGAAGACAGCUCAGGCCAUAUCCAUGAGGUGAGAACAGUGCGGCGUGAAGAGGUGGUUAAAGGAGAUGUGACAACCUGCAAGUGGAUGUUUGAAACACGGCCAAUAGACCAGUUUGAUGAAAGCAUGACUAAAUACCAAAUUAUCAAGGGCAUCUCCAAACAAGAAAUAGAAUCUGGUGAUGUUAAAACUGCAAAGUGGUUGUUUGAAACACAGCCACUUGAUGCAAUUAAAUACUUCAGCAAUAUUGAAGAUGAAGAAAAUGUGGUCAUAUGUACAAAUCAAGAUAUCAUGAGGGGCGAUGUGAAAACCUGUAAGUGGCUAUUUGAGACUAAACCGAUGGAGGAUCUAAAUGAAAGAGUCGAAUUAAAGGGUGACAGUGAAUCUAAAGAAAUGAGCAAGGGCGAUGUCAAAACCUGCACAUGGCUCUUUGAAACGCAAGCACUUGAUAUGAUCCAUGAUGAGUCAGAGACAGUACUGAAGACAUGCACAGUGAAUCAAGAGGACAUUACAGGAAAGGAUGUAAGAACGGCUUGUUUUCUCUUUGAGACAGAGAAACUGGAGAACCUCACGGGAGAGGAGUCGGACUCUUUUAAGCGUGUCACACAGAUAGACAUUGCAUCAGGAGAUGUGUCAAGGAUGAAGUAUGUUUUUGAAAACCAAACAUCUGAUAUCAUGACUUCCACAUCUGAGGAAGUGAUGCAAAAGCUCAAAAGAGUGCAGAUCGAGGAAAUGCAAAAAGGAAAUGUGGGCACCUGCAAAUGGCUCUUUGAAAACCAAUCCAUUGAUACAAUACAUGAUAUUCAAGAGGAAUCUAAGAGCAGUCGCACAGUAAAUGAUGUACAAGGAGGAGAUGUAGACAAGGGCCGUUUAAUUUUUGAGACAUACUCAUUGGAUAAAAUCCACGAGGAGACAGACACAGAGCUGAUGAAAAUGCAAAGAAUUGUUUGUGAUAAAGAUGAGAUGGGUGAUGUCAGAAAUUAUACCAUGAUGUUUGAAACUCAGCCCCUUUAUGCUAUUCAGGACAAAGAGGGCCAUUACCAUGAGGUUACCACCGUCACAAGUGAAGAGGUAACAAGAGGAGAUGUAGUGGGAACCCGUUGGUUGUUUGAAACCAAGCCUCUUGAUGCUAUCAAGGACACAGACGAGGUUUAUAUAAUCAAAUCUGUCACACAACAAGAUGUGCAAAAAGGAGACGUCUCCUCUGCCAAGUGGAAAUUUGAGACACAACCUCUUGAUAGGAUUGCUGAAGAGAAGAAGACUUUGAUAAAAACUGUUGAUGACAUUCAAGGAGGAAAUGUAAGAAUGAAUAAACACCGUUUUGAGUCGGAUGCCUUGUCACAGGAUUCUGUUAGAACAGUUAAUGUGAGUGAAAUACAAAAAGGUGAUGUUAGGACUGCAAAAUGGAGAUUUGAAACACAGUCUAUUGAUAAAAUAAGAAGCAUGAGCUCUGAAAAUCUGAUUGAAUCUGUUAAAAAGGAAGAGGUCGCAAAGGGAGAUGUCAAAAAUUCAGUCUGGCUUUUCGAGAAAAAUCCCCUUGACCACAUCAAAGAGGCAGACGAGAAUGAGGAAACUGUUGUCACUCAAGAGGAGAUUCCCAAAGCGGAUGUUAAGACAACAAGAUGGCUCUUUGAAACUACACCAUUUGAUGACUUUAAUGAGACAAAAAUGGAAAAAACGGAAAUUCUCGGCAAGAGUGUCAAGGGAACGCUUGAGGAGCUUUAUAGUCAGAAAAUGGUGACGUCAAAGGGAAUACUCAUUGAAAGUGAUGAAAUUGGUGAUGUUAGGAUGGCAAAAUUUCAGCUUAUGAAUACGCAGGCCCCAGAGAUUCAGCGAGAGGAAGUCAUCAGGGGAGAUCUACAGACUAUUAUGAUGAAUCUACUAAACAGACAGGAAAGAAAUGAGCAGCAGAUAGUCAUAGAUUCAGAGGAGAAGGGUAAUAUUAGCACAACUGUGCAGCAGCUAUUCAAUCAAGAUAGAGACAGCAGUGUUGAAAGGGAGGAAAUAUUAAGAGGUGAUAUUCAGGAAGCCAUUAACAACCUUUUCAGUGCGGACAGUUUGGCAAAACAUGGAAUACUCAUCCAAGAGGAUGAAAAAGGAGAUGUACAGAUGACAAUAUAUUCUCUUCUCAAUCAGCAACAGAAUAUUAAUCUUGAAAAAGAAGACAUCGUGAGAGGUGAUAUAAAGCGGGCUCUACAGAGACUGUCCAGUGCAGACAAGACAGGCCAGGCAGUGAAAAUAAAGGUGGAUGACGCUGAAAAAGGAAAUGUCAACUUUUACUCCACAUGCAUUGAAUCUGGUGCAAUGGAGUAUCUCAAACAGCUUCAUUUAGGACCUGAUGAUACAUCAGCUGACAGAGUAGAAAAAGAAAAGAUUGUUGGAGGUGACAUCAAGGGUACAAAACUCAUCCUCAGUCAUAAUCAAAUGCAAAUUGAGCGCACAGUAGAGGAUGUGAUACCUGGUGAUGUUCACAACGCAGUUAAAGUCUUCAUGACAGAGCCAACUGUCUCAUUUGAGAGACAAAAGGAGGAGAUUGUCAGGGGAGAUUUAAGAGCUGCUCUGAAUUCACUCUCUCAAUCAGCAAAUCAGACAGUUGUUGUGGAGAAAGAGGAGGUGAUAAAGGGCAAUAUACCAAAAACUCUACGAUGUCUGGAGAAGUGUCAGAAGCGUUCCAAAGAUGUGGAGAAGCCAGAUAUCAUACCGGGAAAUAUCAAGGGGACUCUGAGAUCUCUUGAGAAAUCAGCAACAUCAAAAGUUAAAGUUGAUGUUGAGGAAUUAGUUGCUGGAGAUGUGAAGGCCUCGCUGAAAUCUCUGGAGCUGGCAAAGCAAGCAGUGAGGGAAGUUGAAAAGGAGGACAUUGUAAGGGGUGAUAUUCACACAGCAAUGCAAAACCUACAAGAUGCUUCUAGUGAAAGAAUAACGUGUCAGCAGGAAAUAGAUGUGCAGGGAGACGUCAGAGGAACAAUUCAACUCUUCAUGGAGUCUCCACCUUCACCAACGAUGCAGAGGAGGAGCCCAAGCCUCGAGGGUGAAGUGAAGGGUGAUGUCAAGAUGUCAAUCAAAUCAUUAUAUGAGACACAGGAGCAAACCCAGCUGGAGAAAGAAGAAGUUAUAAAGGGUGAUGUUAAAGGCACUAUUAAAUCACUUAUGGAGACAGCACAGCGUGAAACUCCCAAAGUCAGACUUGGAUCACACAGAAGAGUUCGCGUUAAACAAAGCCCUCCUGUUAAAAAUCUCAAUGUUGAUACACAGAGGAACAUACAAAAGCUAAAAACAGCUAAAUCAGUUGAGACAUCAAAAGUAAAUAAAUCCUUGAAUGAAACUCAAACUGCUGGAGUCAAGUCAAGUACGGUGGUGCAGUCUUCUCAACAAUCAACAACUGUGGUGGAGCAUAAAACCAUAACCCAAAAACAUGACAUUAAAACAGUAAAAACAGAGUUUCGUAAUCUGAAAUCUAGUUCAAAGGGAAUGAAGAAAACCAAAGUGAAAACUGAUGUUUACAUUUUACAAUCACAAGUACCAGAGCCUGACCUGCCUCUCCCACCUCCACCUGUCGUAGAUACUGAGCUUCCUCCUCCUCCUCCUCCCCCUCCUCCCACUGUUGAUUCUGACAUUGAUCACCUUCCUCCUCCUCCUCCUCCCCCACCACUUACCAGUGAGCAGGACUUCCUCCCACCUCCUCCAUCUCAACAGGAAUUGGAGAGUCUGCCAGCACAGGCAAUUCAUCCAGCAAAAGCAAAAAAGAUGACAGUCAAGAAAGUGAAGGCUCCUGCUUUACACCCUGUCCCCAAACUGGAGACUAAAGUGGAAUUCAGUAAGACGCAACAGAUGAAAGCAACAUCAGCUAAAGUAGUUGAAAUAAACCAAAACCAAUCAGAGAUGACAACAACACAUUCAAAGACUGUUUCAUGUAAAAUCCCUCCACUGCCUGAGUCACCACAGCCAUUAAAGAAAGUUUACGUCUCACCUGUAAAAUUCACCCCUCCACCCUCUCCUCCUCCCUUCAUGAGAGGGAAAAUGAGUAAAUUUACCACUCCUCUGAUUAAAGCAGAAGAAAAAUUCCGGAAGCAGAAAGAGGAAAACACCCCCCCAACCACUCCAACUCCCACUUAUAUACAUGACUCAGUUACAGCUGCUCUUGAAAUGCUUUCCAACAACAAUAUAGCAGAAAUCACACAGCAAAGAGCUGACAUUACAGCUUUCAAUGUUGAUUCAGACUCACUACUAUAUGAUUUAUCCAAGCAUGCUGUUAGUACUACCCACGACGGUGCCAGUCAUGAGAAAAUGUUCACAGAUUCUUCAAUUAUGUCUACUGCUUCACAGCAAAUUGUCUCCAAUGAGACGUCUAAAGUUAUCUCGAUUCAAAAGACAUCAUCUGCCUCAUCUGUGAGACAGCACGUGCAUACAACACUACAGAAAACAGAUUCCUUCGAACAGUCUGGUGCAUCUGUCAUUACUGAUAAAGUUCACACCUCAAACACUGAUGUGGCAAAUGCAGGAAACAUUACUGCAGAUAGAAAGAAAGACUCACAAAUUCAGACAACAAAGGGCCCCAACAGAGCUGAAGAUAAAAAGGAAGACAAAAUGUCCAAUCAAAUAGUAAAACCUGAAAUAUCUGUCAAUGCUGAAGUGAAUGUAACAUUAAGCACAUCACUGUCUGAGAGCAAGAAGACUACAGACAAAGCAUCCAAAUUACCCAAUAACCUUCAGUCCUCCAAAAAAGCAAAUGCCAUUUCAGAUAAAAAUGUAAAGGAGUCCAAAUCACCGCAGCGUGAGAGCAAAAAGAAAAAUGAUCAUUCUCCUACAAAGAGUCAGGAGAGAGUUUCUGAUCAGCCAAUGCAAAUGACAGCUGCCAACACAGAUGGUAAAACAGGCAAACCAAAUCAAAAGGUGAAAAAGAACAACAAACAAGAAAAGCAACUAGAGGCAAAACUGUCCAGUGAGAGUGAAAAACAGACAGUUUCAGAGGAUCUAAAGGUGGAAACAACUGAUUCGAAAGUGAUCAGGGAAUCUGAAGAUGUAAAAACUGAGUUACAGAGGAUUAAGAAAGUUACUGCCUCUCCUGCCACUACCUCAGCUCUAGCUGUUACUGAUAUUAUAAGUGAAAGUCAACAGGAAACUCCAACUCCCACAAAGAAGAAAAAGAAGUCAAAAAAGUCUAAAGGGAGUUCACCACCAGGUAAAGGUAAAGACAUUUCCAUAGUAUCAAAGUUAGAGGCUACAGAGAUCAAGACGGUAAUGCCUGAAAAAUCCCAUCAAACUCAGAACACAGUUGCCGUUUCCCAAAUUCACAAAAGUAGAAAAGAAGAGCACAUUCAAGUCAUGAAAGAAGUCACUUUCACAGAAAGCAAAGGGCAGCAAAGUUGCCAGGAACAAAAAGGAGUUCAAAAGCACAUGAAGACAUCGGAAAAGAAGAAAGGAAGGACAGUUAUUCAGCAGAGCACAGAGGAACCACAACAAGAAAGUAGGGCUGUCCCAAUCACAGUGGCAGACAAGUCAGAACAAAAUAAGUUGGCCACAACAGGAACACUCAAGGAAUCUCCGCUUCAGAAAGAAAUCUUCACAGAGAUACAUGAUUCAAAAUAUUUAAAGACUCUGCUCAAUACUGUCCCAGAUUGGCUUAUAAGUCCAGAGAGAAAAUGUGAGCUGGAGGGAUCUGUGGUGAAAAGUGAUGCACAUGAAAAUCAAGAAAUUAUCUCACAUGUGGUGACAGCAGCAGAGCCUAAGCUAGAAGAUUAUGAGACAAUGGAGAAGCAUGAAUGUGAGUCGGUUUCUGAGAAGGGCAUUUGUGGUGGAGCCACAGCAAGAAUAUCCAAGAUCAGUAUUGGUUCUGCCAAAAUUGAGAACCAAAUAAUUAAAAAUACAUCUCAAGAAAAAAGAACAGAAGAUGUCAGUCAGUGCAAGCCUUUUGACUUCCGUGCACUCUCACCAUUACUGAGGAUGCGUUCACCAUCACCAACAUUUAUCACCAUUGAAUCCACACGAAGAACCGACUCACCCCAGAGGGUAACUCCUUCACCAACCCUGCUGCACCGGCCCCCCACACCUCCCACACCACCACCACGCAGAUGUGACACCCCAACAUCACGCCUCACAAGAAUCACACCUUCCCCAACUUUUGACAGAGCAGAAAAUUUGGCUCGACUGAAAGACACGAUGGCCAAGCUCUCACGUGGUGUCACCCCACCGCCCCUUCUCUCUCCACAACAGAUCUCGGAGAAGAAAUCAGAGAUUGUAGAAUCACCGCCAUCAUUCCAUCGGCAAAUCAAAAUUGAGUCCCAAGUUUUGGAGUUUCCAGGGAUGUCAUUUGAAAAGCCAAAAGUGAGUUUAUCUGAGGCACAUGUAGGAGAAGAGCUAGCUAAUAUUUUCCAAGGUUUAAAUGCAAGCGAGACACAGAGCAAGUCUGAGAAUCACUCGCUGUUGUUUCAAAAUGAUCCAGAUCUCAUUGAUGAUUCAGAUAUGUCAGAGCCAUCAGCUGCAUCUGUCAAGGAAAAGAGAGAGUUUUUUGAAGAGGCUCAAAAGGCUGAAAUUAAAAAGGCCUACGUGCGAAAGGAGCCUAUUGCUAUACCUGAACGACUGGGCCCAGACCUGGAGGAGAGUGUUGCAGAAAAUCUGAACAAAGAAAAGGAUGAGCUUCCCAGGGCAGACCUGUCGGGUCUAGUAAACAUAUUUGAAUCUCCACAAGAGAACAUUUAUAUCAAAAAUGAGAUUAUCCCACCCACAGAGUGGCUUCACAGUGAUAGUGAAAGCACAGAUUGCGACAAAGAGAUAGUAGAUGUCCUGGAAGAGAGAGUGCCAACUUUUGACAUCCAAGCAAUUAAAAAUGUUUUUGAACUGGGUGAGCAAAGUUUCUCAUUCAGAGAGGAGGAAAAAGAUCAGGAGGAGCCCAAGUCAAGCCUGAGUGAAACAACAGUCGACACUUCAAAGCUGGAAAGUCCCCAAGAGACGAAGGGAGGCACACAGCAGAGCAUACCCCUCCCUCUAUUGAAAUAUGAGGCAGAAGCUGUGCCAGCAGAACCAUCAGCCUUCUCUGGAGCCAAAUCAAUCACAGAACAUUUCUCAGAUGUUGACGAGUUUGGUAACCAGGUCAUUGGAUCAAGGACAGCUGUGACCAUGCACUCUGAGAGCGUUUCAAUUCAAAAGGCGCCUUUCUCCUAUGCUGAUGCAGUUAAACAAAAAACUUUGGCAGUGAGGCGAACAGACACGUGUGAUGAAGAUGCCACUGAGAAGCUGCUGAGGAAUUUCCACCAGACUUGGUCAGAGAGUGAGGCAGUUUUCAAAAGUCUUGGUUUCACUGUGUCAGAGGAGUCAACAUCGCAAGUUAUAUCACAACAGACGACUUUCUCAUCUGGUUCGAGUUCCGAAGUCGGAGCUCUGCACAGUAUGUCGGAAGAGAACUUAUCCAAUGGAUGCUCUGAUAGUGGACAAAAAAAAGUACCAUAAAUGCUGUUUCUGCUGUGAGCACUGCAAAACUAAAUUAAGCCUAGGAAAUUAUGUCUCUCUCCAUGGACACUUCUACUGCCUGCACCAUUACAAACAACUUCUCAAGUCCAAAGGGAACUACGAUAAUGGACUUGGGCAAAAUCCUCCCUCAGGAAGUGGAGGUCCUAUCCUCUCAGAUGAGAAACUUGAAUGGAGAUAUUCCAUGAGUAGCAUAAGUUCA
This is a messenger RNA of Solea senegalensis (Senegalese sole), 10402 nucleotides long. RefSeq names its product xin actin binding repeat containing 2b (gene xirp2b). Gene Ontology annotation, molecular function: actin filament binding. Gene Ontology annotation, biological process: actin cytoskeleton organization; actin filament organization. NCBI's taxonomy places the organism in Eukaryota, Metazoa, Chordata, Actinopteri, Pleuronectiformes, Soleidae. The coding region runs from base 250 to 10182 and encodes 3310 amino acids. Gene Ontology annotation, cellular component: stress fiber; focal adhesion. The transcript has 9 exons. The record is from RefSeq and is a predicted model, not a curated record.